Molecule: messenger RNA, 766 nt
Organism: Hyaena hyaena (striped hyena)
Lineage: Eukaryota; Metazoa; Chordata; Mammalia; Carnivora; Hyaenidae
Gene: MAGOHB
Product: mago homolog B, exon junction complex subunit
Exons: 5
Coding region: 63-509 (148 amino acids)
Biological process (GO): RNA splicing
Cellular component (GO): exon-exon junction complex; nucleus; catalytic step 2 spliceosome
Source: RefSeq, a predicted model, not a curated record
CACUAGCAGGCGCCGGGCGGCACGUUGGCCAGGCCUCGGGCGGGCAUUAGCGGGGGGCAAAAAUGGCUAUGGCCAGCGACUUCUACCUGCGCUACUACGUGGGGCACAAGGGCAAGUUCGGGCACGAGUUUCUGGAGUUCGAGUUUCGGCCAGACGGGAAGCUUAGAUAUGCCAACAACAGCAAUUACAAAAAUGAUGUCAUGAUCAGAAAGGAGGCUUAUGUGCACAAGAGUGUAAUGGAAGAGCUGAAGAGAAUUAUCGAUGACAGUGAAAUCACAAAAGAAGAUGAUGCUCUGUGGCCUCCCCCUGACAGAGUGGGCCGACAGGAGCUUGAAAUUGUAAUUGGAGAUGAACACAUUUCUUUUACCACAUCAAAAAUAGGUUCUCUUAUCGACGUUAAUCAGUCAAAGGAUCCUGAAGGCCUUCGAGUAUUUUACUACUUGGUACAGGACCUGAAGUGUUUAGUUUUUAGUCUUAUUGGAUUACAUUUUAAGAUUAAACCAAUCUAAAUUGUAUGGUUUUUUUUAACGCUGUUUUUAUAUUUAAUUAAGGGAUGGGUUUGUCAUUUCCAAUAUUGGGAUUUUUAUAAAUGUGGAACUUGUUUUGUAUGCUGACUAAAAAUAAGAAAAUACAUAAACAGGCUUAAUGGUUAUUCUCACUUGGGUCCGAGUGGUUUGGAUAGUCCUUACACAUAUUAAAUUCUGUAAAUAAAAGCAACUUUCUCUUGAGAUUUUGCUCUAAUAAAACAUAUCAAAGCCUGGGUGGA